Argentina anserina (silverweed cinquefoil) is the source of this 2739-nucleotide messenger RNA. RefSeq names its product serine/threonine protein phosphatase 2A 59 kDa regulatory subunit B' eta isoform-like. The record is from RefSeq and is a predicted model, not a curated record. The transcript is spliced from 3 exons. Gene Ontology annotation, molecular function: protein phosphatase regulator activity. Gene Ontology annotation, biological process: signal transduction. NCBI's taxonomy places the organism in Eukaryota, Viridiplantae, Streptophyta, Magnoliopsida, Rosales, Rosaceae. Bases 674 to 2206 code for a protein of 510 amino acids. Gene Ontology annotation, cellular component: protein phosphatase type 2A complex.
UCCUUCCUAUUCUUUUCUUUACCUUGUCUGAGACUCACUCAAAGUUUAAAACUUUAAUUAUAUAAAAUAUUGAAUGUGACAUUGUCAAAAGCCUCUUGUUCUUCAGGGCUGUUGUGGUCACCUUGUCUUCUUCCUCAUUCUCUCUCUCUCUCUCUCUCUCUCUCUCUCUCUCUGACCCCCAAAGAACCAAGCUUUCUUGCUUCUCUUCCACUCUGCUUCUAUCGCACCCAGAUCGUGUCAGACACUGAGCCAACUUGGGUAGCUGCUGAUUUUGGUAAGGGUCUUCAACCUUUGCCUCAGCUGGAAGAAGAUUAAAGAUAAGAGCUUGUGGUGUGUUUUACUUAUUAUUUGGGACCUUGUUAUUGGGUUUUGACUUAUUGAGGUGUUUCUGCUUCUGGGUUUGACUCAGAGAGUGAGAGAGAGAGAGUGUGAUGCAUCAAUUACAAGGCUUGUGCUUGCUUUGAUUAUUGGUUCUGGGAUUGAGUUUAUGGAAAUGGGCGUCUCUGUCUGGGUGUUCAAUUUGGAAUAGGUUGGGUUUGUUUAUUGACUGAAAUAGUUUGCUUGUAUUGGGGGGUAUGGCUGUUUGAUUUAAGGAGUGGAUUGGGUUUUUGGUUUGGAGGAGCCUGCUGGGUUUGAUAAGAUUUGUGUUUGUGGUCAUUUUGUAAGUCAAGUCAUGAUCAAGCAGAUACUUGGUAAGCUUCCAAGGAAGCCCUCGAAAUCAGCUGACAAUCGAGAACUGGGGGGUGCAUCUGCAUCUUCAUUAACUGCUUCAGCCAUUUCAAAAAAGAGUGACUUAGCAAGUGAUAGGCCAAUAAACGCUAACAGCGUACCUAUUCUGGAUCUCGAUGGUGCUUCUCGUUUCGCAAAUCCUGGUGGAAGUAAGCCCCCCCAAGUUGUAAAUUCGAAGCUAAAUGGUAGUUCUGUUACUGCUUCUUAUGAAGCGUUGCCGGCAUUUAGGGAUGUGCCAGGCUCCGAGAAGCAGGUAUUGUUUAUCAAGAAGCUGAACUUGUGUUGUGCUGUGUUUGACUUCACUGACCCAGCAAAGCAUCUGAAGGAAAAAGACAUCAAACGGCAGACAUUGCUUGAGCUGGUGGAUCAUGUUAGUUCUGCGAGUGGAAAGUUUAGUGAAGCUAUCAUUCAAGAGGCUGUAAAGAUGGUCAGUUUGAAUUUGUUCAGGUCACUUGCUCCACAACCCCGUGAGAACAAGGUUUUGGAAUCUUUCGAUAUGGAGGAUGAUGAGCCUUUGAUGGACCCUGCAUGGCCACACUUACAAAUUGUGUAUGAAUUUUUUCUCAGGUUUGUUGCAUCUCCUGAGACAGAUGCAAAGUUGGCUAAGAGGUACAUUGAUCAGUCAUUUGUUCUCAAGUUGUUGGAUCUCUUUGAUUCCGAGGAUCCUAGGGAGAGGGAGUAUCUGAAAACAAUUCUGCAUCGUAUCUAUGGAAAGUUUAUGGUGCAUCGUCCAUUCAUAAGAAAGGGGAUAAACAACAUAUUCUUCCAUUUCAUUUUUGAAACAGAAAAGCAUAAUGGUAUUGCUGAGAUGUUAGAGGUUUUGGGCAGUAUAAUCAAUGGAUUUGCUCUUCCACUAAAAGAAGAGCACAAACUCUUUCUUAUUCGGGCCCUAAUCCCCCUUCACAAACCUAAAUGCUUAUCAAUGUACCAUCAGCAGGUGUCAUAUUGCAUUACUCAGUUUGUAGAGAAAGAUUCCAAACUUACAGAUACCGUUAUAAGAGGCUUGUUAAAGUAUUGGCCAAUCACUAGUAGUUCAAAGGAAGUCAUGUUCCUAAGCGAGCUGGAGGAAAUUUUAGAAGCAACCCAGCCUGCAGAAUUUCAAAGGUGUAUGGUACCCCUCUUCCGCCAAAUAGCUCGCUGCUUAAGCAGUUCACACUUUCAGGUGGCAGAGAGGGCUUUGUUUUUGUGGAACAAUGAACAUAUAGAGAACUUAAUCAAACAAAACCGUAAUGUCAUACUACCCAUUAUUUUUCCUGCUUUGGAGAAGAAUGGCCGAAGCCACUGGAACCAAGCAGUCCACAGCUUGUCACUGAACAUACGCAAAAUCUUCUCUGAUGCUGAUCCUGAGCUAGUUGAGGAGUGUAUGCUCAAAUUUCAGGAAGAUGAAGCAAAAAUGGAGGAGAAUAAGAGAAAACAAGAAACUACCUGGAAGCGCUUAGAAGACAUUGCUGCUUCCAAAGCUGUUUGUGGGAUGUAGCUCCCUGCCUGAACUCAGUCCAAACAUCUUCAAUUCAAUGAUAGAGAGCCAUAUAUUCUUGUAGCAUGCCCGCUGAUACCACUUUUUUAUUGCUGUUUUGGGUGUUUGGGAGGAAGUAUCAUAUGUGGUUCUGUGAUUUGAGAGGUCAAACACCAACUUAUGGGUCCACAAUCUCAUCUGUUCAUCCCCUCUAUUUUUAGACUGGCACCCUCAGCUUCCGGAGACAACAUUGAAGUUUGUGAUUUUGGAGUUGCACAGAUACCAUAUGCAAGAUAAAACAGAAGCUGCAUUACACAUUCAGGAUGGUGAACAUAGUGCUAUAGUUGAUGGUUAUAAAGGUUAACAUGAAGAAGCCACUAAAUAUAGGUAAUUCUAUUUUAUUCACUUGGAAUUUUUGUUUCAUCGGUUCAAAGUAUUUGUUGAAAAUGUUUAGUGUGCCAUUUCAUUAUGCAUAUGUACUAUAAAAACUCUUUUUGGUUAGAAACAAUCCACUUUGUGUGUGAUUUUCUUUUUAUACACAUACUAUUUAUCCA